AUGGCGGAGGAGGCGGGAAGGAGGAGGCGCGCGGCGGUGGUUGUGCUGGGCGACAUCGGCCGCAGCCCGCGCAUGCAGUACCACUCCCUCUCCCUCGCCAACCAGGCCGGCAUGGAAGUCGACAUUGUUGCAAACGGAGGAAGUGAUCCCCAUUUAUCACUGAGAGAGAAUCCAUCAAUUCACAUACACGAGAUGAAAUCAGUGCAGUUAUCGGGAAUUUCAAAGAUAUCUGGUGCCCUGGCUCUGCUACUUAAAGCUGCCAUCCAGUUUAUCAUGCUGAUUUGGUUUCUCUGCUUUAAGAUUCCUCGCCCUGAUGUCUUCAUUGUUCAGAAUCCACCCUCCGUUCCAACAUUGGCGGCUGUGAAACUGGUUAGCUGGCUAAGAGGUGCUAAAUUUAUUGUGGAUUGGCAUAAUUUUGGAUAUACUUUGCUUGGACUGUCUCAUGGCAGAAGUCAUGUAAUAGUCAAAGUCUAUUUCUGGUUCGAGAAGCACUUUGGGCGGAUGGCUGAUGGUGCCUUUUGCGUUACGAAAGCAAUGCAACAUGAGCUUGCUCAAAAUUGGGGAAUCAAAGCAACAGUUCUUUAUGAUCAUUCUCCUGAAUUUUUCCGUCCUGCUUCCUUGACUGAGAAACAUGAGUUGUUCUGCAGGUUGGGUAGUUCCAUUUGUGGUGCUAUGGGCAGUGCUGAUUGCAUCUCUGUUGAAAAAGAAGUGGAAGACAAGAACACUACUGUACUUACUGGCAAGAUUGAUGGUGGAGUUUCGUUGAAGCCUAAUAGACCUGCACUUGUUGUGAGCAGCACAAGCUGGACACCAGAUGAAGAUUUCAGCAUACUUCUGGAAGCAGCACUGAUGUAUGAUAGACGUGUUGCUGCAACAUUAGGUGAAGAGGAUUCAAUGGACGAGGGGCAGCUUUGGAUUGAUAUCAAGAAUGGGAAGCAAUUUGAUUACCCAAGAUUGCUUUUCGUUAUCACAGGUAAAGGGCCUGAUAGGAAGAAAUAUGAGGAGCAAAUAAAAAGGUUAAAACUGAGACGUGUUGCCUUCCGGACUAUGUGGCUUGCAUCGGAGGACUAUCCUCUAUUGCUAGGAUCAGCUGAUCUAGGCGUAUCGCUUCAUACAUCCUCAUCGGGGCUUGAUCUACCUAUGAAGGUGGUUGAUAUGUUUGGAUGUGGAUUACCAGUUUGUGCCGCUUCAUUCUCCUGCAUCGAGGAGCUUGUAAAAGUUAACAGAAAUGGACUUCUUUUCUCAACAUCUUCGGAGCUCGCAGAUGAACUUAUGAUGCUCUUCAAGGGAUUUCCAGAGGAAUGCGAUACCCUGAAAUCCCUGAAGCAUGGUGCCUUGAGUACAGGUUCAUCUUCCAAAUGGUCAGCAGAAUGGGAAACUAAUGCACUUCCUUUGGUGAAUCAGCCAUGGGACCUGCCAUUGAAGAGCAGCAGCUGCUCAUCUGCACCAUCGUCAAGGCUCUCCAGGCCAUACUCACUCUGCUCGCCAUCAUAG
This is a messenger RNA of Triticum turgidum subsp. durum (durum wheat), 1494 nucleotides long. The record is from the annotation of a GenBank genome assembly. Lineage: Eukaryota; Viridiplantae; Streptophyta; Magnoliopsida; Poales; Poaceae.